UGGAAGAUGAUUUCUCUACUCAUUCUUUUUAAAUGAAUUUCAGCUUAUUGAAUAAUUUUACCUUUCCACAUUAUGAUCACGCUUCUGUGCAUAUCUAAAUACAUAGAAUAACUUUAAAUUGUUGAGCCAUUCUGAUUGUUAACUUCGAGUAGUGUUCUUUGUGAAACUGUGAAUAAGCAUGAUCUAUUCUAUCCAAAACAAGCAUGAUCUAAUAAUUAUUUUAUAUGUAACAAUUACUUUUUGUAGAGCAUGAAACAUGUGAGUUAUGCACUUCUGUUUUUUUUUUUUCAUAUGAAAAUGAGACAAGAAGUUAAGAGUUGCUAGCAAAAUCAUGUCUACAAAAACAUGUGUUGUUAAUUAUAAGAAAAUAUUAGUAUAUAUUAGUAUAGCCAACACAUGUGUUGUUAAUUAACAAAAGGGAAUGUUAUGUUCUGUUCUACAAAAACAAAAUAUUAGUAUCUAACAAACAUAAAAUAAAAGAAAAAAGGUUAAUGCUAAACUCUUAUUCUAGAUUGUGUUAAACUCUUUUGUUUUGUAAAACUAAUUGAGUAAUAUUUUUUAGCAUUUUUUUUUUUUUUUUUUUUUCUUAUGAAUUUUUGAAAAAGAAAAAGUUAUCUAUAAAAACUGACAAGUUAAAAAAUUACUAAAAAUUGAAAAAAGAGUAAAUAAUAGUUGAUUUCAAUUAAUAGUUGAAUGAAAAUGAGUUUUUUUUUUGGAGGUUCUCCUCUUUUUCCUAAGGAGAAUAGUGAAGAAAAAGUUUUUUAAAGCACAUUGGUAAGCCUUGAAAAACCAAUUGAAAAUCUUGUCUGGUUGAAUUGAAUCUUUUAACUUUAUUAGUUCAUAAAUCUUUUGACUUUAUUAGUUAAUGUUCCUAUUUAAUGGAGAGGCAUGUCAUCUUCUAGUAACUAUUAUUCUAGUGGUGAGAGCUUCAACUUGAGGUAUGAGCCUUUGAAAUGUGAUUGUGGGCUAAGAGCUGCUAUAAGGGUUACCGAGUCUGACAAGCCAUCUAAAGGGAGACUGUAUUUCAAUUGUAAGAAGAGAAAUUGUCAAUUUUGGAGGUGGUGUACCCCAAAAUUUAUUACGAUGGUAGAGAGGCUGAGGAACGAGAGAAUGAUUGAUCAAAAUCAACAUAUGGAGACUGUAGGACUAAAAGUGAAGAACCAAAUGCUUGAGCAAUCCAAUGCUUUCAUGAAGCAACUUGUUGUGGGUCUGGUCACGAUUUGUAUUGUUAUGUCAGUUACAUUACUCUUUAAAUGAUGAUAGGUGCCGUUUAGAGAUACCCGAUGUUUUUGUGCUAAGUAGUUUACCAUGAACUAUUGUACCCAAUGAAAGUUGACAUAAUUGCCAUGUAUGGUUAUUUUGUACUAAUCUAGUUAUUAUAAUGCAAGCACUGAUGAAUGAGUUUGUUUUAAAUUUUUUUUUCUUUCAUAGAAUGAGUACCCAAGAGGAAACACAACCUGAAAAUAGGAAGAACAAGGGAAAAUCAAGUCAAGUACCAUCCGUCAAAGCUCAUUGGGAUGCAAAAUCAAAUGAAAUUUUUAUUAAGAUUUGUGUUGAGCAAGUGAAGGUUGGACAUAGACCUGGUACACACUUAGAUAAGGUCAGGUGGGAAAAUGUGAUAACUAAGUUUAAAAGUAUGACUGGAAAAUCAUACCAACGAAUACAAAUGAAAAAUUAUUGGGAUGUGUUGAAAAAAGAUUGGCUUUUAUGGAAUAAUCUGUUAAGGGGUAAGACAGGUUUUGGCCGUGAUCCAUUAACUGGAGCUAUAUCUGCAUAUGAUGAGUGGUGGACUUUGAAAUUGGAGAGGUAUCCUGAUGCUGCUAAAUUCCGGCGUAUGUCGUUGCAAUUCGCUAAAGACUUAGACAUACUAUUCUCAGAUGCAGCUGCUACAGGAGAAUGGGCAUACACUCCUAGCUCAGGGGUAAUGCCUCAGACUGAUGAGACGCCGGAGGAAUUUCAUACCCCACUUGAUGCUGAAUUUCAUGAUGAUGCUGAUUUUGAGGUUGCUUUAUAA
Camellia sinensis is the source of this 2014-nucleotide messenger RNA. The record is from RefSeq and is a predicted model, not a curated record. NCBI's taxonomy places the organism in Eukaryota, Viridiplantae, Streptophyta, Magnoliopsida, Ericales, Theaceae.